UUGUGUGGAACGAACAAACAAUGACACCUUGCGGAACGGUCGGAUAUACUGCUCCUGAAAUUGUCAAAGAUGAACGAUAUAGCAAAAGUGUUGAUAUGUGGGCACUCGGUUGUGUCUUAUACACUUUGCUUUGUGGUUUCCCUCCAUUUUAUGAUGAAAGUAUUCGUGAUUUGACUGAAAAA
Messenger RNA from Racocetra fulgida, 182 nucleotides. Lineage: Eukaryota; Fungi; Glomeromycota; Glomeromycetes; Diversisporales; Gigasporaceae. The record is from the annotation of a GenBank genome assembly.